CGUGCUUCCCAGUUUGGAAAGACCAUCCACUCAGAUGGCCUGACCUUGGCCCCGCAGGCUAGCAACGCUCUACCCCUCAUACUACCCAUCAUACAUACCAACGUUCUGACGUCCGCGAUGAAUUCAACGUGGCUGGUGUUGUUCCCGGUGGUGGUGCUUCUGCUGACGACAGCGUCCGCUCACGUGCACCCCAACGCCUCUGAAGCCUCAAAGCACUCUGCUGCGGCCGCCGACGAGUCGGCCAAUGGCACCAUUGGGUCAGAGGGGAUUUCGGCCAGCAUCCUCUCAUUCGCCAAAUCCGCCGCCAGCUUCGUGCCCUUCCCCUUCCCCCUCUCGUCGCUGGUUGCACUGCGCCACAUCCCCAACACGCAGGGCGCCCUCCGCCACGAGCUGCGCCAGAUCAUCCCACUGAGAUUCCGCAUUGAAUUCGGCAAGGCCGGCCAGGGUGGCCAGCAGGGGAGCAGUCCGGGUGGCGAGGUGGGUGGCUCAUCGCGGCAGGUGCCCGGCGCCCCUUCGCUGCAGCUGCCAUCUCCGUCGGCCCAGCCGACGGCUGCGGCGAGCGCCUCUGAGAAGCGGUAUGAGGAGCGAGAGGCGAGUUUGUUUGAGUUUGACUGGCUGGUGGUGACGGGGUGCACUGUGAUGACGGCCCUGAUCUUCCUGCUGCUGUCGUACGGACACUGCAGCAGAUGGACGCUACCCGAAAUGCAAAAGUGUGACAUAAGGUGAGUCAGUUUUAAGGAGGAGAGAUGUGAUGUGAUGUGCAACGAACGGGGAGACAGACCAUUGGACUCACUCCGCUGUUCUUGUGUGUGUGUGUGUGUCAGGGUAUUGUUUUACCUGUUGCUAUUCUCCGUCAUAUCCUAUGUCAAGUGCCUCACCAACCAGAAGCGCCUCUGGCUACUCGCAAGUAUGGGCACAUGUGCUGGCUGCAUACGACACGCUUAUUUGGAGUGCUCUCUCUCUCUCUCUCCCUCUCUGUGUGUGUGUGUGUGUGUGUCAGUUCGCUCCUUCUACGAGGCGUACGUGCUGUAUCUGCUGUUCUACGUCAUGCCCGUCCUCUUCAUGGGCGGCGAGACCAACACCAUGACCAAACUGCACAUACGACACAAACUAAGAGACCCACGGACGUACCCAAUCGCACACACACUGUCACACACACACACACACAGAUGCGUCUGUCCGAUCGGUACCCUACCUUGGAUGCAGCUAUGUGCUGACGACCAAGCUGAUGUUCAUGUUUCUCAUGGCGUUCGGUCCGGCGGUCAAUCUCAUACACUAUGCCGUGCAGCAGCGGCGGGGCGGCGAGGCCCUGUGGGUGGAGGAGGCCCUUCUCAUACUCGACAUACUCGUCAUGAUCGCCGUCCUCGUCAACGCACUACAGGUCACCUGGCGUCUCAGAGAGAGAGGGAGUGGACAGGCGCAUGACAAUGGUUCGUUUGGUGACUCAUUCUGACUGCAGUUUUGGUUCAAGAUAUCGCGGGAGUGCCGAUCUCUUCGACUCCAAACAAAGAAGUCAGUCACCACUGACAGUGGAGUAGAACCGACCAGCAAGCAGAGAGGGCUGUCAUCCAUCCAUUCGUUUGUGUGUAUGUGGCUGGGCUGGCUCCAGGGCGUUGGUCGUGCCGCUGGUUGUGCUGGGCAGCUUUCAGGACCUCAUCUGCGAGGCGGCCUGGGGAGAUGCCGAGAAAGGACUGGUAAGGUCGGCGAGGCUUUCUUUCGACAGAUAUAGGGAGGGAGAGAAACAGACAGACGGGAGGGUGACUGCAUACCAUCCACGUCUCUCACCGCGCUUUUCUGCCUGUGGAUCGGGUCAGCGUUUCUCUGGAGCCUUGUUUGUCUUCGAGAUAACCGCCAUCAGCUUCGUCGCCCUCACAGACUACAGGCACCCACCCCACCCCACCCAACACACACACAGAUGGACGGACACAUAGCAUUUCUCGUGUGUGGGUUAAUUCAUGUGUCUCCUGCUGCCUUCUUAUGUCUCUUAGCGCCGAUCGUGACAUCCUGGUCGACGCCUUGCCGCCACAGGAGCUGUCGAUGCUGCAGAGGAUCGGGCAGGUCCUUUGCAUCUGGGAUGUGUUCCGCCGGCUCGAGAUGGACCACCAGCGGUUCGUCGAGAUCCGGACGGCACUCCAGCGCACACAGGCACCUUUCAAGGCACUGCUCCUGCCGUCCAGCACGCAGCACUUCCACUACCAGCAGCAACACACACACAAUGCCUAUGCGGCGCCGCACACACAGGUACGCAGCACCAAGGUGGCAUGGCAUGGUGCGGCCUGCACUUUGGCGUGUGUGUGUGUGUGUGUGUUCUGUGCUGUUGUCUGUCAGUACGGGUCUGCUGAGGGCGAAUAAGACAGACACACUCCGAUGUAUGUAUAUCGCUGUUCGGUGUACAUGGCUGGUUUGCUGGUCGAUGUAUGUGGUUGGACCUGUUAUCGUAAUGGUCAGCUGACAGUGAAAGCAAUGCCCGU
This is a messenger RNA of Vitrella brassicaformis, 2471 nucleotides long. Lineage: Eukaryota; Vitrellaceae. The record is from the annotation of a GenBank genome assembly.